CGUGGUGUAUGUAGCCCGUGACUUUUUCGGUCGGGGAGUGGUGCUUCUGCUGGGCCAGGAAGAUGAAGCUGAAGCUUCGAGGUACGGACCUGCGACAAGAAAGAGAGCGUGAAUUCGAAGUGUGAGAAGCGUUUUGGAAAGCGGAACAGGGAGAUUAUGAGGAAAGGGUUCGAUGAGGGCAGUCGCUGGGCCAGGGCCGAAGGAGCAGGGAAGGGCACUGGGGUCCAGGAUGGGGCAGAUUGUUCGCUGGGAGGGGGGGGGGGGAGUGGUCCGAGUAGGAGGCUGGGGCUAGGCCGCGUAGGGGGGGUAUCGCCGGCAGAGGAGGGAUGCCACCGAUGCUUGGAUGCUCAGGCGCGAUGGACCGUGGAAGUGGAUAUUCGCAGGGAGCGCUGCGGGAACAGGAGGUGUUGACUCUCGAGGCAAUGAAGACGGAGGAGGACGAUGGGGGAGGAGGGAACUUGGCGGAAAGGGAUGACUCGCAGGAGGACUGGAGACGUGCGCCAGUGCAGCUCUUCUGGGUGAGGAUAAAAGGUGCUGGCUGGGCUUUCGUGGGGAGGGGAUGGUGCCUGUCCGUCAGACUGUCUCCUCUGGCUGGCUGUUGGCUGUUGGGUGUUGGCUGCUGCAGCGCUUUGCUAGCUGUCUGGUUGUCUGGCUGUCUGGACUCUGGCUGUCUGGCUGGCAGGGUAAGACAGGGAGGCCGCGCGGGAGCAGAGGGGGAGAGGGGGAGAGGGAGAGAGCGCGCGAGCGAGCGAGCAGAAGAAGAGGACGGGGGUAGGGGGAGCGGACGAGGGGGGCAGGCAGGGCAGAAGAGCAGAGCCACCAGAGGGACCGUGGUGGAGCAGAGCAGAGCAGGCCGGGCAGCGCAGCGGUGCGCACGUUGUCGAAGGUCCUUGUUCUGGUCUGUCUUGUCCGCUCCGGUUGUGCGCGAACAAUACUCUAGUAAUCUGCGAACAAACGCUCCAAUUCGGGCACAGCUCUUGACCUUCCCUGACGGCCUGGCUGGUUCGUCUGCGGAACGCUUCUCUUCUCGGUGGCCGCCGCGGAGGCACUUCCUUCUUCGCCCCUGUCCUGCGGCCUGGGGCUGGACUGCGACCCUCGUCUGGGUCCCCGCGAAUCACCGUAGCCAGCUGGCUAGCGAGAAGCCGAAACACGCGCCCAAGUCGAAAGAAAGCCGGUUUAAAAUAUCUCAAACACACAGCCAAGAGUGGCCGGUCUUCAGGGGUAAGGCCCAAAGUCGACGUCAACGCAAGAAGUGGGUGAGAGCAGGCCCGUUGAGCCUGUGUAGCCGCGUUGCUUUUGGCGCGAGGAGGGGGGUGGGGGAUACCGGUAUCAAUCGUGGUGAGGCGACUGGGUUGUCGGAUCUGCUGAGAGAACACUGAGGGCAGAUUCAAAUUAUCCACGUCCCGCUGGCGGUUGGAUUCAAGGGGAGUGAGCUGAGGUUGCUGGUCGCUGGUCGCUGGCGGAGCAAGGAGAUACGGUACGGUAUGUAAGGGAUGGAUGCGGGAGCGGGGCGGGCACGGCGGCGGAGGGGGCGAUUUGCGGUGGAUGGGAAGGGCACGAACGAAGAGGUCACGAAGAACAACUGUUUUGUUCUGUGUCCUGUUGAAUGGUGUCACUGUGUCGCCGUGUCGCACUCGCAGAUAUUAAAGUCUCAGUCCGUCCUGGGCUUAAUUGAGGAGGCGGUGAGUGAGGGCAAUUGAUUGCAUG
Messenger RNA from Hyaloscypha bicolor E, 1707 nucleotides. RefSeq lists its product as uncharacterized. NCBI's taxonomy places the organism in Eukaryota, Fungi, Ascomycota, Leotiomycetes, Helotiales, Hyaloscyphaceae. The coding region runs from base 327 to 1379 and encodes 350 amino acids. The transcript has a single exon. The record is from RefSeq and is a predicted model, not a curated record.